This is a messenger RNA of Pocillopora meandrina, 3936 nucleotides long. NCBI's taxonomy places the organism in Eukaryota, Metazoa, Cnidaria, Anthozoa, Scleractinia, Pocilloporidae. The record is from the annotation of a GenBank genome assembly.
UCAGUUUCUCUUCACUCUCUCAAUGAUGGGUUCUGUCUCUCUUCAUACAGUAGCAGUUCUCUGCCUUAUCUCCUCUAUAAAUGGAUUUUGGGUUUGGAACAGACCAACGGAGCGUCCUCCAAAUGAGAUACAAACACCAGUCAUAAUUGGUAAUUAAGAAUUGUUAAUUUUACAAUCUAUAGCCAUUCUUAAGGCCAAUUUAGAUAUCAGGGAACAAGCGAUCAAGAAUCCUUCUAGAGUUUGACAGAAAAUCUCCAAUCUCCCCUCUUGGCUUCAGAAAAGAUAUCGUUUCGUCGGAUUUUGCUUCAUAGUUAGGCUUUUGCUGGGCCCUUUCAAGCCUCCAUAAUUAACAAAUAGCGCGCAAUUUAUUUUACAUGCAAAUUACGUAACUGUCCAUAAUUUUGCUCUGUUUCGGUUUUGCAUAUAUUUGAUUUUUUUUUUCUGAGAAUCGAAAUGAGCAUGAUUAAAAGCGAAAAUCCUGAUAUUUAUAUUAACGAGAUUCUAAAAUAAGUAUGAACGAAUACAGUUUUCUGUGAUGGUCGGUCAACGGAAUAAACACGCAACUGCAAGUAUAAGUUGAAACGUGAUCUCAUGUAGACGUCACGCAUCAUCGAGGAAGUUUUUGUGCAACAAGCAAAUUUACCUUUGACAGCAAGGAAACAACAAUGGCCUCACAAAAGGUAGUCAAAAAACGCAAAUUACCGGUUUCUUUUGAUAGAGAAUCGCCCGAUAAAAAUUAAAGUAACUACUACCAAUCUGGCCUUAUCUAUUGUAGAAGGAAGACUCCUCCGGGAUCCCGCUUCGUUUUUACCGGGAUCCCGCUUCGUUUUUACCGGGAUUCCCGCCUUGUCCAUGAUAUUUAAGUCGUUCAUUUUGACCAAAAAGCUUUCAAUCAAACCACACCCACCAGGGUAGAGACAGUGAUACCUUGAUGUAUGAUUUGAUUUUGUUUCUCUCGUCAGUGCCUGGAACCGGUGGAAGCCAACUUCAAGCCAAACUUAAUAAACCAAACACUCUUCAUUGGUACUGCUCCAAAACAACCGAUGACUACUUCACAUUGUGGCUAAAGAAGUCCUCGCUCUUACCCUUUGCUAUAGACUGCUGGGCGGAUAAUAUGAGGUGGUAAAAACCUUUCACUGUGGCUCAAAAUCGUUUUAAAUAACCUUUCGUAGCUCACUGACGAAGAAAAUUAUUAUGUUAUUGGAGGGCAAGUCAAUAUUAAAAGGCAACUUGAUUAUCAGUGGUUUAUUGAUUCGGUUUGUUGUCAUUUGGCACAAUAUUCUCUCUUUUCCUCAACCCUACUUCUGUUCGACAAUGUCCUGUGGUCAUGCAUCAUGUCUAUCAAAGAUUGCGUGACCCAAUCUAGGGAAGUAUCUCAUUUGAGUGGACCAAAUAAAAAUGGCUUUGCUAUCAAAAUACGAAAAUGUACAAAUAUCUUUAGGGUUUGCAGAGUAGAAUGAAUACAAUCAUAAUUCUAAUCUCGUUGUUUUCUUUGUUUUCUGACAAUAAUUAGACUUGUGUACGAUGAAAGCACUAAGACCAUGAAGAAUGCGCCGGGCGUGGAAACAAGAGUUCCCGGAUUUGGUGAGACCAGUACAAUCGAAUACUUGGACACGACCGGAUUGAUUAAGUAUUUUGCGCCAAUGGUAGAGACCUUGGUCUCUUGGGGAUACCAGCGUGGGGAGACUGUCAGAGCGGCUCCAUAUGACUUCCGCUAUGGGCCUGGUAAGUUGCACGUGAACAGUGCUUGUUGAACAUAUACACUCUAGUUGCUUGUUGAGAAUUUACUCUCGUCCCCAUAACUGCUCGGCUCUAUCAUCCGAAAAGGCCUUGGUACCACAAAUCGAACGAAUCCCUCUGCUAAAUAGAUAUUUUCAAUUUUUCCUCCAGAAUCACAGUCAGAAUAUUUUUCAAAACUGAAGACAUUGAUCGAGGAUACAUAUUCAGCUAAUGGUAACAAGAAGAUAACUUUGAUGAGUCAUAGUUUAGGAUGUCCGUAUACUUUGGUUUUCCUGAACAAACAAACGCAAGACUGGAAGGAUAGAUAUAUUUUACAAUGGAUAACUCUUUCAGGUAAGAAAAAGAAUAAAAGCGAUUUGAGCUUUGAAGCCCAUAGCUCGUGUUAAGAGACAUUUUUAGCUAUGUGUCUGCAUCGGAUGUUUGUAUUGGUUUUGCUCUACUAAGUUUCGAAAAUUUCUUGUCACGUUUUUACCUAUCAGAUGGAAAACUGAGACCCGUGCUCAGGAAUUGAGUUUGUUUAUUCUGUGCCACAGUUUUAUCAGACAUGCUCACGCAAAAGUGCGCAAAACAUCGUAUUAUUUGCAAACUACGUUUUCUUCUUUUUUUCUUCUAAGGAGUGUGGGGCGGGACUGCAGAGCAAAUUAGCUUGUUUUCUUCCGGAAACACGUUCGGGAUCCCGAAGAUCCUCGUGAAUCCGUUGAAAGUCAGAGGCGAACAGCGCACGGAUACAAGUAACGUUUAUCUGCUCCCAAGUCGAGAAUUAUGGUCUGCGGAUGAAGUCUUGGCGAUAACUCCAGAGCGUAACUACACUGUCAAAGACUACGACGGUUUCUUCCAAGAUAUUGACUUCCCACUCGGGAUAAAACUACGAAAAUUAGUCGAAAACAUCACAUAUCCGUUAACAGAGCAUUCUCCGAAAGUAAUUGUUCACUGUUUGUAUGGAACUGGGGUAAAAACAGGAGAGAGGUACCAGUUCAAAGAAGGAGAAUUUCCGGAUACUCAGCCAGAUGUUAUCUAUGGUGACGGGGAUGGAACAGUGAAUAGACGCAGUCUAGAGGCCUGCAAUAAGUGGAACCAGCGGCAGCCGAAUAAUGUCACCGUGAAAACAUAUCCAGGAGUGAAUCAUAAUGGAUUGUUGAGCGACGAGAACGUGCAGAAUUAUAUAAAGGCUCUCUUGUUUUAAUUGUAAACUGUGGCUUUCAAAGAUCCAAAUCACAACUUGAAAUUAAACAGGUAAUUUAGUGUUAACAACUGGGUUGAAAACGUAAAUUAGCCACCGUAAAGGGUAAAAAAGCUGACGUUUCGAGCGUUAGCCCUUCGUCAGAGCGAUAAUCGCUCUGACGAAGGGCUAACGCUAACGCUCGAAACGUCAGCUUUUUUACCCUUUACGGUGGCUAAUUUACGUUUUCAACCCAGUUGUUAACACUAAAUUACCUGCUAUACUCUCCCACCGACGCAGCACCACAGUUUCUUUAGAAACUUACCCCUUUAUUCAUUUGAAAUUAAACGGUUUGGCUCUUUUUUCUAUUUUGAUCUUCCAAGUUGUCGUUUUUUCCUUCUCUUUUUCUUUUUUUUUUUCUAUUACUUAUUUUUCCUAAUGACCAUAAACAAAAGAUUUUCUUUAAUCAUUUAACCCCUAAGGGUGACGAGCAUCGAAUUUCUCAUAAGGAUACCCCUGCUGGAUUAAAUAACAGGCUUAAGAGAAUAAAGGAAUUGAUCGCAACUUUAAAAAUCUCUUGAUUUCUCGCCUUGUCAGUGCCAUGGGAAAUGCAGAAAGAACAGUAUGGGGAAUACACAUGCUGAUCUCAGGGUGAUUUCCCUAACUAAACUUUCGCCCCAUAAACGGCUACAAGGAACUGGCCGACGGGCCGCAGACCCAUAGAUAUUGACAGAGCCUCUGAAGGACUACUCGCUGGUGCCGACGGUUUUCCAUUCCGAGCCGGUUUGAAGGCUCCCCUCUCCAGAGAAAAAGCGGUUUUUGGACCCUGGCCGCGCGGGGGUUAAAGAUUACAACUGUUUACUUUAUUUCUUUCCGAGCCAUGGGCUAACAUCUACUCGCUGCAGUGCUGAGAAGACUUUAGAUUGGCAGAGGCUGUCAUGAGAGUUGUAACAAUUUUACGUCUCAAAACAAUUGUCACACAAUGAUUGUUAUGAAAGGAAAUAAAGCUGCCUGUAAAGGUGUGCUGCUCUCAACAC